AUGUAUGAAGGAAUGUCCACGCCACAGAACGAUAAAGUAAUAUUGCGUACGUCUGACAUGGACGCCAUGACAUUGAGCAAUGAAAAUCAACCAAUUUCUGCUUCAAUUGGAGGACAUGGUGCUUUGCGAGAUAUUGAUCACGACUCUCAUCGCAAUCCCAUGAUUCCACUUAUGAACCAAGGAACAGUCAAUUCUACUGCUAUCUCGCGUCUUAGUGUAAGUUCACGCUUGUCACUUAACCAGAUGGGAACGUCCCACGUUGGACAAUUACGCCGACGUCUUCCUUCCCGCAUGUCUAGCAAGAAACGGUCGUUUUACCACGCCCAUCAUCGUAAUGCAUUAAGAGGCAAAAUGCCACACGUACCUCACCACUGGCUUAAUGCCAGAUUCCGUCACAAUUCGUUCUUUGCACAACGAUUAUUACGCACGGGUAUUCCACUUUCAAUGGUAUUAGUUACAGGUUUGGGCAUCUACUACUUCUAUAAGCCUCACUGGCUCGUUUUAAAUUCGAGUUUCCCUCAUGUCUAUGGAUUUGAAUUGCAAUCGCCACGUAUUGUGUAUACAUUCCAAGCCACAAGCUGCGAAAAUGUCGUGGGCUUUUCAGCAUUAAUUUAUCACACACUACCAGCAGUCAUUCUACUGUGUUUACCAGGCUCUGGGUGGCGACUUUUUGAGCCUUUUAAUCGAGAUGAUUCCUUUUCACCCGCUGCAAGUGGCGCUCAGGUGGCAAAAACGGACAUUGAAACUGGAAAUGGCGGAAUGGAUCUUGACGAUGAUGAAGAAGACGAUAACAAUCUUUCAAAAAUUAAACGACGAUUGGUCUUUCAAUUCUGUGAAGUCGUGGCAGUAGUUUUGCUUCUUUUUCAAGCAUUUGUCAUCUUGUUUUUUCUCUACAUGUUUUUCAAAGGUGGCGUUUUCAAGUGCAAUUUACUUGCUGUUCAACUCUUUGCACUUGUGAGCGUCAUGUGCUUCUGUGGGAUCUUUAUGGAAGUGCGGCAUUUUGCACGUUUUCGAGAACAUAUUAAAAUGUUACUUGGAGCUUUUCGAGAAAGCGACCAAACUGGCGAUAUCCGGAACCACGUUAUGGAUCCAGGGUUUGAUCAACUUAAGAAUCAAUCGGCUAAAGCGUUAGCAGUUGUACGAAAGCGUUUAUAUAAAGCUACGCGACAUGGUGAUUUACGUGCAAUGCGAGAUAUUCUAGACUAUGCGCAAGCGGCAGGUUUAACAAGUGAGGCACAAGGAUUUCCUCGUAAAAGCUAUGCACCAGCUACUUUAGUUUUGGGCUUUUUUGCUUGCUCUCGCAAAAAUCCCGUGCAUGUUGCGGCAUAUCAUGGCAAUAUUCGAGCUUUGGAGCUCUUAGAAGCUCGAGGUUUUGACGUCAUGGCUAUGGAUAAGUUUAGUCGAGUACGAAUCUCAACUGGUGAUCUCUUUUGGUAUUUCGCUCGUUAUUUUGUGACUCGUCCGGGUAUUGAUGGAGGUGCCAGCGAGGAUGAAUCAGCUGUUUCUAUUUUCCGCUCGACGCUCGUAACACCACUGCAUUGUGCUGUCUCAACGGGUCAAUUAGAAGCUGUACGCUGGCUGCUUGGACGUGGUGCAUCAGCUCGUACACUUGCACGCUCGUCGUACCGUUCGGAUCGGGUCCCGCCUCUUUUCCUGGCCGACCAUCCAGAUGUUGUACGCGAAUUGCUUGUACAUGGUGCGGAUCCUCUUGCUGUGCCCGAUCCAGGAUACAUGAAUACUCUCACAGCAUUGCAGCUUGCGUAUCUGCGUGGUAAUUACGCAGUUGCUCAAGAACUUGAAGAAUGGGGCGGUGAUGUAGCACUAACGCCAUUUCAUUCGGCUGCCGGUCAAAAUGAUGUCACGACAGUCCGUAAGUUCUUGCGUAAGAAAACGGAUGUGAACUGCUUAGGUGAAUUAGGUUACGUGGGUCUUAAUCGACGUACACCAUUACAUUGGGCAGCUGUGAGUGGCGCUUUAGAAGUCGUUGAUAUACUUCUGGAAGCAGGAGCAGACCCGAAUUUUCAGGAUGCUCGAGGACGCACGCCAUUGCAUUGGGCAGCUCGUUUGAACCGAACGAAUAUCUUGCGCUCGCUUCUUAAAGCUGGUGCCGAUGUGAAAAUUGUAGAUGUGGACUACAUGACACCAUUAAUCUGUGCGGCCUCAGGAUUAGAUGCAACACGUGAAGUCUUUAGUAUCCUGACGUCCGCAGGUGCCGAUAUCAAUGCACAAUUACCAACUAGUGGAGACACAGCACUACACAUUGCUGUUCGAGAAGAGAAUGAACAAUCGGCACUUGCAAUUCUUGCCAACGGUGGUAACUUGAUGAAAAUGAACAUUGAAGGAUUGCGACCAUUAGAUUGUACUACAUCGACGCGAUUGCUAUUUGAAGUUAAACGCGCUGCUGGCCAACGUGACGUGAUGAUUAGUUAUACACACUCACACGCAGAAUUUGCAAAGAAGAUUCGUAAAGCAUUGGAAGAAGCUAAUGUUACAACUUGGUUGGAUUUAAUGGAUCCGAGCGGUAUUGGCGGUGGAUCCGUUUGGCGAGAGGAAAUUGCACGUGGAAUUACAAACGCUGCAGUGGUACUCUGUCUACUUACUGAAGAUUAUGCACAAUCCGAGUGGUGCUUAAAAGAACUAGCACUGGCGAAACAGGUCGGAACGCCCAUUCUUGCGGUAUCAACAGAAGGAGUUCGUAUUACAGAAACUCUUCAAGUUUAUUUGUAUACGCGUCAACUCAUUCCGUUUGAGCCAGCAAUUCUUCAGACGAAACGAAACAGUGUCAAUGCCCGUCAAAUUGAAUACGAUUACGAUGAAAUUAAGUUUCAAGCACAAUUUCGUUUGCUACUUGAUGGUGUACGUGAUGAAAUUGAAAAGAAUCGUGAUGCUAUCGUGCAGAAAAACAUUGCAAGCAGUCUACGUGUGAAUAGGCUGCAACAGACGACAACUGGCACUAUCUUAGCAAGCACUGGUACUGGAUUUUCACGACUUUUCCAGCCUUGGGAUCCAAAUGCUAGCGGUGCUCAUCAACCAUUUGUCUUUCUUUCGCAUGGUGAUAAACAUUCAAAUUUUGUGCAGCAAUUGCAUCGUGAAUUGACAGAUGCUGGGAUUGCAUGUUAUGGAGAUCGCAACGUAGAUGGUCAACAGUUUGAAGCUCGUAUCCAUGCAGCCCAGGAAGCAAUUUUGCGUUGUACAUGUUUUCUCGUGAUUUUAUCAACACAAACAAUGACGAAUGAGCUUGUGCGAGACCAAUUGGCGUUUGCAGAAGACAAAGGACGACCUAUUUUUCCAAUCACAUUAAAUGACUUGGAUAUUGAUUUGGAUAAACGAUAUUCACUUGCUCGUAAUGAAUUGUUUCACUUCAUGGGCGAUGGCAUGAGUUUUAAACCAAGUGUUGAUCGACUCAUUCAAGGAUUGCGUCGCUAUUAUAGUCCACGAGAGAAUACAACACUCGACAUGACAAGAAUUGCUAGUGUCAAUACGUCGUUUGUGUCAUUCACAUUCAGUGAACCGGAAGGAAAAGAUAUUGACCGAGAAAAUGUAGCUGACCUUAUUAUACAGGAAGGUGAUGUAUUACGUGAUAGCUUGGACUUCCCUCGAAUCAGCAGUGACCCAAAUACGGAAACACGCAAUUUUGAGUCCAUUUCAGGCAUUGAAGACGCUCAUAUUUACCUCUCGGGUACUCAUAUCCGUAUUUAG
Messenger RNA from Plasmopara halstedii, 3699 nucleotides. RefSeq names its product transient receptor potential ca2 channel (trp-cc) family protein. Bases 1 to 3699 code for a protein of 1232 amino acids. NCBI's taxonomy places the organism in Eukaryota, Oomycota, Peronosporomycetes, Peronosporales, Peronosporaceae. Gene Ontology annotation, biological process: signal transduction; protein localization to ciliary inversin compartment. The record is from RefSeq and is a predicted model, not a curated record. The transcript has a single exon. Gene Ontology annotation, molecular function: protein binding. Gene Ontology annotation, cellular component: ciliary inversin compartment.